CCAACCACCCCCACAUAAGCCCCCCCCUCUUCCCACCACAUUUCUUCAUACCAUUUAAAUUAUUCUUCAACCCAUCACUCUCUCCCCAUACAGAUUCUCGUAUUCACACUCAAACAUUUCCUCGAUCCACCCACCUCGGGAAAAAAAAUGGCUGAUACACACGUCUAUCAUUUCCAGGGCGGUCAACAAGGCAUGCAGCAUCAGCACCAGAAGUCCUACCAAGUCGCCAUGACGGCCACCGCUGUGACCGUCGGUGGUUCCCUUUUCGUGCUCUCUGGGUUGGUCCUUGCUGGCACGGUCAUAGCUUUGACCAUAGCCACCCCCCUGAUGAUCAUAUUCAGCCCGGUUCUUGUCCCGGCCGUGAUCACCCUUUCCCUCAUAAUAAUGGGGUUCUUGACAUCCGGUGGGUUUGGUGUGGCUUCGGUGACGGUGUUGACAUGGAUCUACAGAUACGUGACCGGGAAGCAGCCAUCUGGGGCGGACCAGCUGGACUCGGCUCGUCACAAGCUGGCUGGGAAGGCGAGGGAGAUGAAGGACAGCGCCGAGCAUGGUCAGCAGCAUACCUCUGGUCAACAUCAGACUCCCUAAUCUGUGUACAUACCACCAUAUAUAUGUGUCCAUGCAGUUUGAUCCCGUGGUGAGGAGUUUUAAGGUAGAGAUCGUACGGCUACAAUAAUAAUAAAAAUUAGAUUUUUACAUAGAUAGGGCAGUGCAUUGAUUGUCCUCUGUCUCUGUAAUUUCAUGUGUAUUUUGUUGUACGAGUUAGUGUGUCUCUGUUUAUUUUGUUAAUUAAAUGUAUGUCUCUCUUUCUCUUGUAAUGAGCUGAAUAUUUGGGGACUGAGAACUUGUUUAAUUUGUAAUUUUUAACUUCCUGCAAGAAAAGAAAAGGUUUGUGUUUUUAA
Molecule: messenger RNA, 902 nt
Organism: Pyrus x bretschneideri (Chinese white pear)
Lineage: Eukaryota; Viridiplantae; Streptophyta; Magnoliopsida; Rosales; Rosaceae
Product: oleosin 1-like
Exons: 1
Coding region: 148-588 (146 amino acids)
Biological process (GO): sexual reproduction; lipid storage
Cellular component (GO): extracellular region; membrane; monolayer-surrounded lipid storage body
Source: RefSeq, a predicted model, not a curated record